CUGCUGUUCCACCUGAUCGCGGAAGCCCCGGAGACCGUGUGUGUGUGUGUGUGGUGCGGCUGUUCCCGUUAGCGGAGUCCCAUGACGGACAGACGUGUGUUGGGAGGUACGGUACGCCAUGGAGAAGACUCUACCUGCUCUUAUAGCUGCUUCUCAAUGGGAGUUGGUUGCAGCGGCGUAUUGUCUGAAGUACAACUACAACUCUCAUCUCGGGACAUAUGUAGCCACCUUCGUGUAUUGUAGUACCCGAUGCUGUGGCGAAGAGAGGGCGUGUUGUACGGAGGAAACGACAACUGUAUACAACAGUGUUGUCAACGUUUGGUACUUCUGGGCCAUAGUUGUUGUCGCCUUGUUCACGCUGUGCCUGGCCGUGAUCGCCGCCUGCUGCAGGUGGAGUAACGGCAGAGGUCGGGCCCGCCGGCGGACUAGGGUCAGGGCGAUAAACAUCAUGCCUGCAGUUGGUCGUCCACAGUCACAAGUCCCUACGAGCACGUCUACGCCGGGGACGGCAGACAGAUCGGGGCUGUCGCGGUUCACCUUCACCCUCCCCGGGGCACCUCCCCCCUACUACCCGGCGUCGCCCCCUCCCUCGUACGAUGAGGUCUGCAGGCAAAGUACAAGAGUGCCGAAAGACUUGGAGGACACAGAAGAAACAGAACGUAAUAAUCAUGGAUGACUAUGGUGUUGUAAUCUUGUCAUUUUCGAUUAUUUAUGUCGAAGAAAUGCAAUUGUCGAGUUGUCGCCAUAUUGAUGAUGAUAAUGCGCCCUACGUGCUUUUUGUAAUCUUCAAGCAGAAGUAAGGGUAGAAAAUCGUACGGGGAGGGAUCACUAAAUGAACGUUCCUUUGCAACACAUGGUUUAGCCAAUAGCAAAUCAAAGAGUGGUCCCUUCCGUAACAAUUUCUGACUGGUCUUCUCUGACAGUUACUACCCCAACAUCUGCUUGGAGAUUAUGCUUUUUAUUUCAUUGGCGUGUUGUCUAAAACCUAUGUGAUCCUUUAGGUUUAGA
Molecule: messenger RNA, 1008 nt
Organism: Branchiostoma floridae (Florida lancelet)
Lineage: Eukaryota; Metazoa; Chordata; Leptocardii; Amphioxiformes; Branchiostomatidae
Exons: 5
Coding region: 119-676 (185 amino acids)
Source: RefSeq, a predicted model, not a curated record